UGCGCGGGCGUGCGCGGCUUGGCCGCAGCGGAGCGCGGGGCUCCGGAGGGCUUCGCGCUGCCUCUCUCCCCUCCCCGCGGCCCCCCACCGCCGGGCUGGAUAUGUGGAUGCUCACGUGAAGAUGGAUGUAGCGAUCGGGCUGCUGGGGCUGCUGACGGUUCUGCUGGAGGGCAGCUCCGGGCAAGGGGUGUACGCCCCCCCCACCGUGCGUAUCGUGCACUCAGGCCUGGCGUGCAACAUCGAGGAGGAGCGCUACUCGGAGAGGGUCUACACCAUCCGUGAGGGUGAGACGCUGGAGCUGACCUGCCUGGUCACCGGCCAUCCCCGACCACAGAUCAGGUGGACCAAAACAGCGGGAAGUGCGUCUGACAGAUUUCAAGACUCAAGUGUCUUCAAUGAAACGCUGCGGAUAGCCAACAUCCAGCGCCACCAGGGAGGCCGCUACUACUGCAAGGCUGAGAACGGCCUGGGCUCACCGGCCAUCAAGUCCAUACGAGUGGAUGUGUACUAUCUGGAUGACCCGAUAGUGACAGUCCACCAGAGCAUCGGUGAAGCAAAAGAGCAGUUUUACUAUGAGAGGACUGUGUUCCUCAGGUGCGUGGCCAACUCCAACCCGCCCGUCCGCUACAGCUGGAGACGUGGCCAGGAGGUGCUGCUGCAGGGCUCUGAUAAGGGAGUUGAGAUCUACGAGCCCUUCUUCACACAGGGGGAAACGAAGAUCCUGAAGCUGAAGAACCUCCGACCUCAGGACUACGCCAACUACAGCUGCAUCGCCUCAGUGAGGAAUGUCUGCAGCAUCCCUGACAAGAUGGUGUCCUUCCGACUCUCCAACAAAACAGCAUCCCCUUCUAUUAAACUCCUGGUGGAUGACCCGAUAGUGGUGAACCCUGGAGAAGCGGUCACCCUGGUUUGUGUGACGACAGGAGGGGAGCCAGCCCCCAGCCUGACAUGGGUGAGGUCUGCUGGCGGCCUGCCUGAGAAGACCGUCCUCAAUGGUGGAACACUGACCAUACCUGCCAUCGCAUCGGAGGAUGCUGGCACCUACAGCUGCGUCGCCAAUAACAACGUUGGAAAUCCUGCAAAAAAAUCCACCAACAUCAUCGUCAGAGCCUUAAAAAAAGGACGUUUCUGGAUCACUCCUGAUCCAUAUCACAAAGAUGACAACAUCCAGAUUGGGCGAGAGGUGAAAAUCUCCUGCCAGGUGGAAGCUGUCCCUUCGGAGGAGCUCACCUUCAGCUGGUUUAAAAAUGGGCGGCCCUUGCGAAGCUCUGAAAGGAUGGUCAUCACACAGACCGACCCCGACGUGUCGCCUGGCACCACCAACCUGGACAUCAUUGACUUGAAAUUCACAGACUUUGGGACGUACACGUGUGUCGCGUCUCUGAAAGGAGGUGGCAUAUCGGACAUCAGCAUUGAUGUCAACAUCUCCAGCAGCACAGUCCCACCCAAUCUGACUGUUCCUCAAGAAAAGUCCCCCCUGGUCACACGGGAAGGAGACACGAUCGAGCUGCAGUGCCAGGUGACGGGGAAGCCCAAGCCCAUCAUCCUGUGGUCCCGCGCCGACAAGGAGGUGGCGAUGCCAGAUGGAACGAUGCAGAUGGAGAGCUACGAUGGCAUCCUGAGGAUAGUGAACGUGUCCCGGGAGAUGACAGGCACCUACAGGUGCCAGACCAGCCAGUACAACGGGUUCAAUGUGAAGCCCAGAGAAGCUUUGGUGCAGCUCAUCGUACAGUACCCCCCCACCGUGGAGCCGACCUUCCUGGAGAUCCGGCAGGGCCAAGGCCGGAGCAUCACCAUGAGCUGCCGGGUGCUGCGGGCCUACCCGACGCGGGUGCUGACCUACGAGUGGCGGCUGGGCAGCAAGGUGCUGCGCACAGGCCAGUUUGACCUGCAGGACUCAACCGAGUACACCGUCAGCAGCCUCUCCCGUGACAGCUAUGGUGUCUACAACUGCAACAUCAUCAAUGAAGCGGGAGCUGGCCGCUGCAGCUUCCUGGUCACAGGCAAGGCCUACGCCCCGGAGUUCUACUAUGACACUUACAACCCGCUGUGGCAGAACCGGCCCCGCGUGUACUCCUACAGCCUGCAGUGGACCCAGAUGAACCCCAACGCCGUGGACCGCAUCCUCGCCUACCGCCUGGGGAUUAGGCAGGCUGGACAGCAGCGUUGGUGGGAACAAGAAAUUACAGUGAAUGGAAACAUUCAAAAGGGAGAAUUAAUUACCUACAAUCUAACUGAGCUGAUCAAGCCAGAGGCGUACGAAGUCCGUCUGACACCCAUCACCAGAUUUGGAGAAGGAGACUCCACUAUUCGGGUCAUCAAGUAUAGUGCUCCAGUAAAUCCACACCUACGAGAGUUCCACUGUGGGUUUGAGGAUGGCAACAUUUGCCUUUUCACUCAAGACGAUACGGACAACUUUGACUGGACAAAGCAAAGCACUGCCACUAGAGACACAAAAUACACUCCCAACACAGGGCCAAACGCAGACCGGACUGGCUCCAAGGAAGGUUUCUACAUGUACAUUGAGACCUCACGCCCCAGGCUGGAAGGGGAGAAGGCCCGACUCGUCAGUCCUGUUUUCAGCGUUGCUCCAAAAAAUCCCUAUGGAGCUACGAACACAGCCUACUGUUUUAGCUUCUACUACCACAUGUAUGGACAGCACAUAGGAAGCUUGAAUGUUUACCUGCGACUGAAAGGCCAGACGGCGAUAGAGAACCCCUUGUGGUCUUCAAGUGGAAAUAAGGGCCAGCACUGGAACCAAGCCCGUGUCAAUAUCAACCCCCCGACUUCAUUCCAGCUUAUAUUUGAAGGGAUCCGGGGCCCAGGCAUCGAAGGAGACAUUGCUAUUGAUGAUGUAUCAAUUGUGGAAGGAGAGUGUAUGAAAUCCGACCAGCCGGCCAACAAUUUACGAUCAGGUGCUGUUGGGACAUUAGAGCAUAUACGACUUAUCCCAGUUACCAUCCUCAUGUUUGUCUUAAGUCAUCAGAGGUGACCUUAUCCUGGCAGAGGCUACAAAAGAUUCACCAGGCACUGGCAUGAAGAAAGAGUCUUUGUAAAAUGGACAUUUAAAAACAAACUACCAAAGAUUCCUCCACUGACUGACUCAAAAGUUAAAUAAAUACAUAAAUAAAUUAAAAAAAAAAAAAAGAAAAACAAACAAACAAAAAAAAAAACAAUUAAAAAGCACUGGGGACAUAAAAGGCAUCAUGGGAGUGUAACUCACUAUGAACCACGCGUGAGAACGAGAUCUGGCCUAAGUGAGGAAGAGACCUUCAGGUGCUUUUGUGGUCAAUAACGAAUACAGCAUCAUCUGGUUGAACUCUCGGAACAGAGCGAUAGAAACCCUUGUCAAAGCACAAAGUCAUGGCUGGUUUUGUUUCAAAUGAAUAGUUUGCUUGUUACCAUGGAAACCUAAUGGCCUGCCAAAAAAAAAAGGAGAGGAGGGAGAGGAAAUAAUAAAAUUAAAACAGAGAGAGCAACACCUCACUGUAAACAGGGUAUGUGAAGAGCUGGCAUUCAUUUUCCCUUCGAGGAGGUUUUUAGUGUAGAGUUAAAAACAUGUAGGCCCUUUUGCCUUUGGCUGUCACCUCCCCUAGAGAGUAACCCCGAAUCAGAGCUGUUUGAAGACAUUUCUGUUUCAUUUCUCACGGCUAUGCUCGAUAACUGUAUGCUGUCUCCUUUUGCAUGCAUUACGAUCCAGGAUGUGCCACCUGGGCUUACAUAUGACACAGGCUUAUCGGAGCUUGCUUGCGGCCACUCGAACACCCCUCUCCCCUCCCCAACUGAGUCAUCUGUUCUAACGAAGUGAAGAAACCAAACCACCAUCUUUUAUAAAUUGCCAUGGAAACCAAGUGCCUUCAAUGAAACAAGCCUGAUUUAAAAGUAUAUGUAGAAUAAUAAUAAUUUCAACACAGAAGCUUGCACUGCUAACAUGUGGUUUGUGCAAACUUAUUUUCUAAACAAACUACGGAGCCCGGGUGUGCAGACUGCAGGCGAAGGAAGCAGAGUCGCUCCUGGAGGUGGAUGGACCUGAGCUGCUGCGUAAGCCCUCUCGGACGAGCUAUCUGUUGUUUAACCUUCCAGACAGCCAUGGCCUUUCAGCUUAUUACCCAUUAGAAAAUAGCUUCCGUUGGUCCUGGAAAUGGGAGCAGCGCUUUUUAUUUGUUCCUUUCAGGUGAUCAGAGAAAUGUUUGUGCAAAUUCAGUAAUUCAACUGAAGAGAUAAUUUUACAGCUAUGUUCAAUAAAGCCUCUUUCCAGGUAAGGUAUGCCACGUGGUGCGUGUGUUUGUUGGGCGCUGUGCACGGGGUGCUGCUGGGCUGAUGCAGAUGCUGUCUGCAAAUGGAGGCACGGCCCAUGGAGCUGGCCAAGGAUGCUGCUGGUGCUGCUUUGGAGGUGCUUUGUGGUGUCCGAUGCCCGGGCUGCAGCAAAAAAAGCUGCUUGGAUGACAGCAAGAGCCCAGAGCUUGGAUGGACUGUGGGGUUUGGCACCGUGAGUGUUUGUUAAUAAAAGGAAAUUUCCCACUGGAAGCAUUGGAUUUUAACUGUGGACCAGAGAUCCGAGCUGGGUGCAGCAAGAUCCUGACCGGUGCUUUGCUUAGGAGGUUGGUGUGCCUCAGGAUUUGGGGUCUGUGGAAAUGGGACCUUCACAGGCAUCUGCCUGAAAGCCAAAGGACCACAGUGAGUGCGAGGGACCCCGCAGGGCGCUGCUGGGGCCACUGUGCUCACAGCUAUGGCUCCAGAGCCCUGCCCAGAGGAACAGCAGGCUGCAGCGUGUUCCUUGUUGCAUUUCCUAUUCCACCCUUGCCCAUCAUUAGGGCAGGUCUGAUGCAGUGGGGAAUAUAGAAAUAGCAGCCAGCUGUCAGUCAUUCUGACGUAAGGUGGGAACCAUUCCAUUCCCUUGAAAAUGCUGUCCCUCACAUUGAUUCUUUCAAAACUGGACUCAACAUCCAUAGAUUCAGACACCCGUUGGUCAGCUCAGGCCAGGAUAAGCGACCCCAAAGCAGCCACUGCUGCAGGUUGCUGAACUGGAGGUCGUGCAUUUGUGGGGACCACAGGCUAAGACUGGAAGCUGAAAUCCCCAUUCCCUCCUCAUAUUUCUCGUCUUCUUUCCUUGCUGGAAGACAGGGAUGAAUAUUCAAUGAAAGCUUUGGCCAGAGACCAAAGUUGUCUUUGUCGGGGCAGGAUGAGCUGAGGAGCAGGUGGUUUUGUGGAAGGGAACUUGCUUGCCCUGCCUAUUUCAGUUCUGUUCUGCUUACAUGGGUGCAAAAGCAGUUGCUAAGGUGUUUUCUCUCUUUCAGACAUUGAUUUAGUAUAGUGUUGUCUUCCUUUACGUCCCUAACCUAAGGAACUGAAAAGGCAAUGGGAUUUUAUCUUGGGCUACAAGCAAAUAGAUAAAAAAUAUGCAUUUCCCAGUCUGUAUAUAGAUAUGUAUUUCAUUUUGGUGUGAAAAUGAAUGAAGUAUUUGUAAAAAAAAUGGGUGACAACCAGACAGAGAGCUGCUGUUCAUUUCUUGGAUUACAUCUAGUAACAUUCCUGACUUGUUUUUAAAUGGUUCCUCAAUACAGAAUUGUGCAAAAGUGGACUUAGGGCAGGACAGAAGUUGUUUGCUGGCAUCAGCCUGGCUUUUUAGGGAGCCAGCUCAGAACCAGCUGGGUGUUCCCAUGGCAGAGGUAAACUGACCCCACAAAUGAAGUUUGCAGUGGAUUUUAUUCUUCUCAGGAUGGUCAGGGAGAUCGAGGAGCAUUCCCCUUUCGUAGCAAAGGAGUGCUAAUUCUUUUUGUUCACAGAGCAUGCAGUUUGAAUGGGAAAUCCCACAUGCAAUUGCUGAGGACUCUGAUCUCACUGUACAACCAGCCACUGCUUCCCCAGCCAGCUCCAGCCAGGCAAUGGGACACAAGGGGAUAAAAGAGCAGAGACCUGAAGGGAGCAAACACAUCACAGAACACAUUAGAAAUGCACCACUAAGAUGAAGGCAAGGAGCAGCUCCUGGAGAGCCUGUCAAAGUGCUGAUGCCUUGCGUGACAAAAAAGCAUUUGCUCGUGGAUAUUGCACAGGAUAGGUUCUUUACCCUGAGCUUACAUUGUAUCAGCCACUUUUUGGAAAUGAUGGUCUUAAGUGUAUGCUGUGUCAGGCCCACGUAAAUCCUUGGAAAUGUGAAAUUUCUUGCCAAACUCAGAAGCUUUGGAAGAGUGCUGACCUCCAGGGAUGCCAGCGCAGUUCCCUCCCUGACACCGAGUGCUUGAAUCUCCACUGCAUUCACCAAUGUAAAUGGCACUGUUUAGUGUGAGCACCUCUCGAGGCAAUCAGAGGCCCCAAACUGCAGAACAGAGCUGAGGAGUGACAGCAUCAGCUCCUUGUUCAAAUUUGGUUUCUUUUUCACUGCCUUCAGGGUCAGUGACAUCCCUUGCAGUGAGCCACAUAGAGCGAUGGGAUUCUCUUCACUCCCAUUGGAAGAGGUUCUGCUGCUUCAUUUUUGGAGGGUUUACUCACUGGUAUUAUUUUUUCAUGUAUCUGAGGAUGGUUUAAAUGCUCUUCUCACCCAAAAAGAGCUGCUGUCCAUUGGAAGAAUUGCUCUAUAUGGGUGUUUGAUAACAAAGGUAGUCCCAUAUUAUAAGCACCUUUGCCUGUAUAUGCCAGUAGAAAGGUUAGGGGCCAUCAGGAUUACUUCUUACAUUUUCCUAUAAAAACCUAUGCAAGAAACUCAUUAUAUUUAUGAUUUUUUUUACUUGUUAUUAUUAUUAUUUUGUAAGCAGCUCCACAGGAGCAUGCUCUGUCAUUUAUGGCUGCACGACUAUAAUGGAAGCAUCAGUCCCAGCAGAGAGGAGUUAAACUUGCAGGCACUGCCCAUUGCAUUCCUUUGUGCCAAGAAACUCCCUGCCCCGCAGCUCAUGCACUCAUUCAGUUGAGGGACAUUUGGUCUUUAGAAGUCUGGGGACAUCUUCUGCCUGAGCUCUGCCCCCUGCGUCUCCCUGUAAUUCCCACAGGAACACAUCCCAGCACACAUGGACAGGGCUUGGAGCGGGGAAGGACGUGUGGGGCACUCCUCAUAGGUCUUAAAACCAAUUAAAAGGAGGAAGGGGAACGAUUUAUGUGUGUUUUGCCUUCUGUAAGGCUGCUCGUAAGGCUGUUGCAAAGCCUCGCCAGCAUGGAGGUGUUCACAGCCACUUUGGUGUCACUUGUUCUGUGCCAGCAGUGUUACAUGUCUGGUGUUAAACUCCUCCUGCCUUGGGCUCCCAGACCACUUUCAGAUCCCCUUUUGGCUGUUUUUGGACAAGCUACAGCACUAGUUUCUCUCGUUUAGAAAAGAUACGCAGUAAUAACCAGGAGCUAUCAUUGACCUGAAUACAAGACACUUGGGGUAGUACAUCCUAUGUGACGUACUGAAAUAUGACAGAUCACCAUUGUAUCUGUCAGAUUGUGGAGUCUGUAUGCUGAGUUUUAUAUUAUGGGAAGGAUGCUGUAUUUUUUUUUCCCUGAACGCAACCUCUACAGCCCGUGUAGGUGGCACCCAACUUACAUGGGUGUUUCUGGACUGAGGCUUCAGUGGUGACACAAAGGUUUUGCUUUCAUGAAAUAGCAUCCUACACACCCUUAUCAGGCUGUGAUAUAAUGGGACUACUCAGGUGAGAGUAAACUGAUCGAGUCAUCAGAGACAGAAGGAUGCAUGCGUGGGGGGAUACUUUGAUCCUCUCAGCCACAAGCAUAUGAGUUCAGCAGUGAGCUCCUGAGCCUGGGAGCAACCCAAGAGCAUUAAUCACAAAAUCAGUGUUGGGUGCCCGACAAGUGCUGGUGCAUCAGCAGGAAGGUCGUAUUUGUGUUCCUCUAUAGAUGUGUCCAUGCAUCCUGGCAGCCAUACCUAAUGGAGUCUCUCCUAGCUGGCUCUCUGUGACAUGGUCAGGUUUACCCCUGUUGAGCACAGCCUUAUCAGAGCCAACCAAGGACCUAUGACAGGUGAACUGCAGCCUAUUUCCUCCCAUUUAUAUUCUCCAUAAGUUGUUGUUUUUGUUUUUUGUUUUCAUUGAGAAACAGACUUGAAUGUUGGCAGGUGCUUGGACAAAUGAAUAUUAAUGCAGCUUUGCUCACGGUUAAGGUCAGAGCCAACAAGUGGAGAAAUGCUUCUGCUGAUGCUUUGGGACCCAGGAUCUUUGCAUGCCACAAGCCUUCACCUUCUGCAGGCUGGAGGUUUGCACUCCUCCACCCAUGAGGAAGAAACAGGAACCCCACAACAACCAUGACUGUAAAGCAUUGGGUGGUUUGUGACAGAUAUGACCACAAAAGGAAUUGAGGAAACACACAUUUCUGUGAGUAGGAAUUAGCAGCCUCAGCACCUUCUCAGGAAAGAUCAGAUGCGCUUCUGCUUGCACAUUACCAACUGCAAGGGGUUGAAAUCUGUGUGUUUGUUUGUGUAAAUAGUAUAUAAAUAACUGUAAUUGUAUGUAUUUAAUGUAUAUAUAAUGAUUAUUACAUUUUAACUAUCUCAAGUAUUGUAUAUAGCCAAACUUGGUCUCUUAUUUUACUAGAACGCCCACUGUAGAUUUAUUUUUUGUCAUUGUUGUUAAUGUAUCUGGUUAAAUUACAAACUGGUCUUACUUUUACCUCAAAGGAUAUAUGUUCUUUAUGUACAUUUUAUAAAGAAAAAGAAAGAAAUCACUCCA
Lagopus muta (rock ptarmigan) is the source of this 8654-nucleotide messenger RNA. RefSeq names its product MAM domain containing glycosylphosphatidylinositol anchor 2 (gene MDGA2). Gene Ontology annotation, biological process: homophilic cell-cell adhesion. Gene Ontology annotation, cellular component: plasma membrane. Lineage: Eukaryota; Metazoa; Chordata; Aves; Galliformes; Phasianidae. The transcript has 18 exons. Bases 122 to 2992 code for a protein of 956 amino acids. Gene Ontology annotation, molecular function: protein binding. The record is from RefSeq and is a predicted model, not a curated record.